AGAGAGAGACACGCAAACUUUAACGAGGAGGGGAAGAGGGAAGAAGCUUGUUUAUCUAUUAAAAAAAUUGUAUUAUCUGUAAUAUAUCCUUUUUAUUCAAGAUAUAACCGUCGGCGGCGAUGGCGACAGGUGGUGGGUCUCCGUCAGCUGUCGCUAAUUUUGUCUUGACGCCGGAGGAGAAGGAGGUGGCUCCUCCUGCUACUCCUGCUUACAUGUCGAUGGUCGAUCCCUUCCUCGUGGAGGCUCUUCAAAACCCUCGUCAUCGCCUCACCAUUCUUCGCAUGGAGCUCGAUGUUCAGAAGUUUAUGCAAAAUCCAAAUUUGGAGCAGUUUGAGUUUCCACACCUCCCUACUUCAUACCUCCGUCUUGCAGCACACCGAGUUGCUCAGCAUUAUGGACUGCUGACUAUGGUGGACAAUGUUGUUGAUGGCCAGGGAACUCGUAUUAUGGUUAAGAAAAAGGUUGACACUAAAUACCCAAUACUAUGUUUGUCAGAUGUCCCACCUAAACAAUCAGACCUUGACAAAGCGGACCAAAUUAAAAUUGUAUUACGACAAAGGCCUAGCAGUGGUUUAAAAGGACACAGUGGUGAUUCGGGAACCAAAAACAGUGCUGCUAGAACUGUGGAAGAGAGGAAGGAGGAAUAUGACAAGGCAAGGGCACGCAUCUUUAACAGUCCAAACAGUGCUGAAACGGAAGAUUCAUUAGUUCACAGUGUUUCUGAUGAGAAGGACAACAUAGAUGAAAGUGAAUAUAUAAGGAGUUCCGUUCUGGAUUGUGAGAAAAAUCUCCACACCAGGGAAAAUAGAUCUUCUUCCAGGGUUGCCAUUUUUAGGGACAGGGAGAAGGAUCUUACUGAUCCUGAUUAUGACCGAAGUUAUGAUAGAUAUGUUAGGAGUAUUCCAGCCAAUCCUAGCUUUAACAUGACACCUCUCGGUGUCCACAAGUUCCAGCUUCCAUAUGUGCAAUAUGAAUCUGCCUUUCAUCUGCCCGGUCAGAUUCCUACGGCUCAUGCUUCAUUAAACUAUAGGAACCCUACAGUGAACCCUUACUUUGCGGUGGGAUUAAAUGAAAUGACCAAUGAUGCUGCCAACCUUCAAUGGCAUACUCAGUCAAUGAUGUAUGCACAUUCAUAUGAGCAACUUAGACACACUGGUUUUCAGGUCCCCUUCUGCCAGCAACCUCUAAGUUUUGAUUACUUUCAACACCAUUGUUGACUACCAAGUACUUGGUUCUAUUUCCCAUCAUAUGAGAUUGUCUGUAUCACUAAAUCUGAAUGUGUACUGUUUUGUCAUCAUUAGUGCUAUGUUAUUUUUAGGACACCAUUGUAAAAGACAGAUAAGCUGGUACUGAUCUAUUCUCUUUUGCACUUGUUUUUGGGGUUCUCUGAAAGAAUGUAGUUGAUACUUUUUAUGGUUGAUUAUAUAUGGCACCAGUAUCUCUCUCAUGAAUCAUUUUUUUUUUGCGCGUACUAUGUUUCCUAA
This is a messenger RNA of Cuscuta campestris, 1484 nucleotides long. The record is from the annotation of a GenBank genome assembly. NCBI's taxonomy places the organism in Eukaryota, Viridiplantae, Streptophyta, Magnoliopsida, Solanales, Convolvulaceae.